AUGUCGGGUUAUUCUUCGACCAGUUCCUUCAGUUCUGGCUCGCCAUCCUCUAACCCCGGAACUGUCACUGGAUCCACGCCCUCCACUGUGAUUACAAUUGAUCCACGACCACCAUGCAACGUCCUGUUCUGGAUCGAUGCUUCUACGGAAGCCUAUGCGGUGCCACCGACAGUUCAGGCUCGCCGACCGGCCCAGGAAGCAGCGCGAGCCCAGCCACAGGCUCAAGCGUUUCAGGUGCAACUGGAAGCUCUGGUUCGACCACGAUCCAAUCUUCAGGGAGCACUAAUCCCAGCCCAGCUUCAGGCGCGACAGAUGCAACUGGUGGUACCGGCUCUACCACAAAUCCGGGUUCCGGAAGCAGCGCGGGUCCAGCUACAGGUGCAAGCGGAAGUUCCGAGUCAUCACCAGGUCCAGUCUCCGGAGGCAGUACUAUCUCGGGCACGGGCUCUACAGGGUCUGGCGCUACCGACAGUUCCGCUUCCACUGCAAGCCCCGCCUCAGGAGGGAGCACUAUCUCAGGCACGGGUCCUACAGGAUCAGGCGCAACUGAGAGUUCCGCUUCCGGCUCAGCCGCAACUGGCAGUUCCGCUUCCACGGCAAGCUCAAUCUCAGGAGGGAGCACUGUUUCAGGCACCGGUUCAACCUGGACAGGUGCAAGUGACAGCUCUGGAUCACCUUCGAGUCCAGUCUCAGGUGGUAGCACGACGCCAGGCACGGGUUCAACCUCGACAGGUGCCAGCGACAGUUCUGGCUCUCCAUCGAGUGGAAUCUCCGCAGGGAGCACGAACCCAGGCACAGGUCCAACAUCGACAGGUUCAAGCGCGGGCUCUGGGGCCACCUCAAGCUCAGUCUCAGCAGGAAGCAGUAGCCAAACCCCUGGUUCUGCUGCCACUGCAGGUACCGGAUCGUCGUUUGGCUCCUCUAUUCCGACCGCUAAUCCCGGCCCCUCGAACCCGACUAAUGCUCCAUCCACUCAAAUUUCUUCCC
Mesorhabditis spiculigera is the source of this 987-nucleotide messenger RNA. The record is from the annotation of a GenBank genome assembly. Lineage: Eukaryota; Metazoa; Nematoda; Chromadorea; Rhabditida; Rhabditidae.